Messenger RNA from Parastagonospora nodorum SN15, 3069 nucleotides. RefSeq lists its product as hypothetical. The transcript has 3 exons. Gene Ontology annotation, biological process: microtubule-based movement. Lineage: Eukaryota; Fungi; Ascomycota; Dothideomycetes; Pleosporales; Phaeosphaeriaceae. Bases 1 to 3069 code for a protein of 1022 amino acids. Gene Ontology annotation, molecular function: microtubule motor activity; ATP binding; microtubule binding. The record is from RefSeq and is a predicted model, not a curated record.
AUGGCCACCGAUGGCGCGUCGUCCAUUUCCGUCACUGUGCGAGUCCGCCCGUUUACCAUAAGAGAGGCGGCGCAGCUGUCGAAAUGCGACGAUCAGGCGCUGUUUCUGGGAGAUGGCUCCCUGGCCGCGGUGCCGACCCCCAAGUUGAGCUCAAAGGGCAUCCGGCCUGUUAUCAAGGUCUUGGACGAGAAGUGCUUGAUCUUCGACCCUCCGGAAGACAGCCAAGUAUCGCGCAUGGGCCGGUCGACAAUUGGCCCCCAGGGAAAGCGGGUCAAGGACCAGACCUUUGCAUUCGACCGAGUCUUCGAUGAGACGACCACACAAGGCGACGUGUACGAGGCCACGACCAAGCCCCUGCUGGACAGUGUGCUGGACGGAUACAAUGCGACCGUGUUUGCAUACGGCGCAACUGGAUGUGGAAAGACGCAUACCAUCACGUGCGUCACAAUGGACACGGAGGGGGGAACGUCGCAACAACCCGGCAUAAUCUUCAUGACCAUGCAGGAGCUCUUCGAGAAGAUCCAGGAGCUGCAGGAAACAAAGGUCACCGAGAUCACGCUGUCGUACCUGGAGAUCUACAAUGAGACGAUCCGCGAUCUGCUGGUCGAGGGCGGAAGCACCACAUCGCUGAUGCUACGCGAAGACGCCAAUCAGGCCGUCUCAGUAGCAGGCCUCUCUAGCCACCGUCCUCAGAAUGUAAGUACACCUUCCAACGCAUUCGACCAACAAGCUGAUGUUCUCCAGGUCCAAGAAGUCAUGGACAUCAUCGUCCGCGGCAACGAGUACCGAACCAUGUCGCCGACUGAAGCCAACGCAACCUCGUCUCGAUCACACGCCGUCCUGCAAAUCAACGUCUCUUCCAAAGACCGAAACGCCUCCGUAAACGAGCCCCACACCAUGGCUACUCUCAGCAUCAUCGACCUCGCGGGAAGUGAGCGAGCAAGCGCAACCAAGAACCGAGGAGCGCGAUUGACCGAAGGCGCCAACAUCAACAAGUCGCUGCUCGCCUUGGGCAGCUGCAUCAACGCUCUAUGCGAUAGCCGGAAACGGAACCACGUGCCGUACCGUAAUUCGAAGCUCACGCGACUGCUCAAAUUCUCGCUUGGUGGCAAUUGCAAGACGGUCAUGAUCGUGUGUGUCAGCCCUUCCAGCGCUCACUUUGACGAAACGCAAAACACCCUACGAUAUGCGAACCGAGCGAAGAACAUCCAGACCAAGGUCACGAGGAACACUUUCAACGUGAAUCGCCACGUCAAGGAUUAUUUGAAGAAGAUUGAUGAGCAGCGAGCUCUGAUCGACGAGCUGAUGAAGAAGCAGACGGACUUCGAGGGUAGUGCGCUCGUCAAGUUCCAGAAACAGACCGAGAGGAAGGAUAGCGUCAUCCGCGACGCCAUGAUACGUUUGCGCCAGUCCUACGCAGAUUCGGAGCCUGAACGCAAAGAUCGACUGAACAUGAUGCGGACAUUGAAGCAAGCAGAGAAGCGCAUUUCGCUCAUCUCAUCAUGGAUUGCGGCAUUCGACAACGUUAAGGACGUUCGCGAAAGCGAAGACAUGCCCUCGCAGAUCACAGCGAUGAGGGACACAGCGGUGGGCAUAUCGGCAGAACUUGAGCAAACCCGCCAGCACUGCCACCGACGCAUAGAACGGACAAAUUGGACAAGCAAGAUGGACACUGCGCUAGGUGUCGGACUAAAAGGCUUGUCUGACAUUGACGGGUCAAACGAUAGCCAAGAUGGCGCAAAUCUCACAAGAGAGUACGAACUGCUCAAAGCGAACGCCGACCGAGAGGCGUUGAACGCGCUAUUAGAGCAAGAAAAGGGUGCAGAUGCAGCAAUCGUACAAGUGCUUGUUCAGGCACAUAUCGAAACAGUUACCAUAUUGAGCCAGAUCACACAGCUGAGCGAGGAGGAGGCCGUUGAGCAGGCAAGGAAACUGAUCACCAAGAUCAUGAACUCCUGCACGAACGCAACCUCCCAAGCGAUACGACCAGACGGAGGGCUCCCCGUAACUGAGUUCUUCGCCCCAACACAUCGAGGCACACCAAAGAGGCGGAAACCAGUGAAGAUUGUGGAGCCUUCACAGUCCUCACCUAUGCGACCUAUUGCCAUGCCGAUGCCAAUGCCGGCAUUUGCUGAUGCACCACAUCUCACAUCGUCGCCAAUGAAGGCUUCACCGCGUCGUAGGAAGAUGGGUCUUGUGAAGAAGGGAGUACAGUUCUCUCCAAUGAAGAAGAAGUCACCAUCCAAGACCAAGCGUGGAGUUCGAUGGCGUGACGAUACGGAGAAUGGUACUCUCGCAGAAUUUCAAAAGACACCAGAGCAUGUCGAGACUACACCAAUCGCCUCGUCGGCCGGGAUGCCCACACCAACAUACACCAUUCCCAUUGGUGCACCAGCCCUCGAUCAGAACGGCUCUUCGCCAAUACCAUCACCCCCCAAGGCAUCGGUAGACCUCAAACGAGCAGGCCGCUUUGCUCUUGGUGCGUUAUCCAAGAAGUCGGAUGGCUCGCCAGCUCCUCCCACGAUGCAUACCUUCAGCUCAGACUCCGAUAACACAUCACCUCUCAGGGAGAUUGGCGCCAACAGCCUUCGCAAAACAUCACUCAAAAUGGUUGAGAACGCAGCAUCUCCUGACAAGGCAGGCAACUCUUCAGGCUCCGAAUCAGAGAAGUGGUCAGGAUCCGAUGCCCGUAAAAUAGGAUCGGUUCUCAAACGCCGCUCCUCCACGAACGGAGGCUCCAUCCCUGCCAGCCGUGCUCACCGCCGCCGCAGUCCAACAGCGGCAACGGCAUCGUGCAGUCCGCCAAACGAGAACUCGAUGUUCUCAGCCAGCGCGGCACGUCGCAUGGUGCCCAAGAAUCCCGACGCUGAGUGGAAGAACAAUGUGCUAAGCCCACGAACCACCCCAAUCAUGAAAGGUCCCGCACGACGCACGACCAUGGCUAUCACAGGAGAGGACAGACCACGAGAACCUACAAGCUUAAGUCGAGCGCCUGUAAGAAUUAGUAGCAAUGGUUCUUCAGGCAGCAGAGGUAGUCUCGCGCCUGGGACUAAGAGUGUUUGGCGUUGA